UUGGAAAACUUUACAGGGAGCUGCAUAUCAAGAUCUAGUUAGACUUGAAAAUCAACUUGGCAAAACAAAUUCGUGCAGCACCAACCGAUGAAAACCGGGUUAACAGUACCUCUGAUUACUACAGCUGUUUGAAGACUGCUGUAGUAGAAAACAAUUACUACAGUUGUGUGCCACAAGAAUGAGUUCUUCUGACGUACAGGUUCAAGGCUCCAACGAUUGGAGCAUCGCUUCGAAACUAUCAACAGUCACAGCUGGUUACUAUACAGAUUCCUUCAUUUCUUGUUUUGCCCAAAAACCAGUUAAGAGAUCUUCUCUUAUUCACCGGGGCUACUAUGUACGUGCCAAAGCCAUUCACUACAUCUUUAACAAGUUCCUCUCUCAACAUCCAAAGUGUCAGAUAAUCUCCUUUGGUGCUGGAUUUGAUACAUCCUUCUUCAUGCUGAGACAACUCGGUCACAAACAAUGCCAGUAUGUUGAAAUUGAUUUCCCAGAUGUGGUGGCAAACAAAUGGCAGUUAAUCAAGAACCAUCCUUCUUGUUCAGAACUGGCUGCUGAAGGAACCUAUCAUCUUGUAGCAGCAGAUUUGAGAAAUCUUCCAUCACUGACUAAACUACUAUUUGAGAGUCUAUCACUGAAUCCGCUCUUACCUACUUUACUCAUUUCUGAAUGUGCCAUCACAUACAUGGAUGAAACCAGUUCUAGCAAAUUGAUUGAAUGGUGCGCGGACACGUUCUUGAACGCCGUCUUUGCAGUUUACGAACAAAUUCGACCGAGUGAUGGUUUUGGGCGAGUGAUGCAGCAACAUUUUAUCCAACUAAGCAUACCUUUGCUUAGCUUACCCAUUUAUCCUAACCAGGAAUGCCAAAGAAAUCGUUAUCUUCAUAGGGGUUGGUCUUCCUGUGAAAUUUACGAUAUCAACGAAUUCGCUCAUCAGCUUGUAUCUUCUGAUGAGUUGAAUCGUAUGCGGAAACUUGAAACUUUUGACGAAUAUGAAGGUUUCAAUGAAAAGUGCUCUCAUUACAUUAUAUUGACGGCAGCAAAAGGAAUUUGUACAACACCUCUACCUCCCAAAAAGCAAGAAAUCAAAGAUCACCUUUUUGUACCUUCCAACCUCAUAAGUUGGCAACUCAGAGAGUCCUUGAUCCAGCGUUAUGGCCAAGCCGGAUGUCCUAGUUUGGUCGAUGGUGGCAUGUGGAUAGUGGGCGGAUUUGGUGCCCGGCCACAAGGGCAUGGAAGAUUAGACAAUUUGAUCCGUGUCCAUCGGGAUGGAACAAUCGAAUCACAAUUGAAAAACAAACGACUAGCAAGAAUGUACCACUCGCUUCAUUUACUCGAGCCCAUCUCCAGGCUUGUUAUCUAUGGUGGCCGGACACACCCUGCAAUGGCGUUGGGAGACGUAGGCUUUAUCAACGUAAAGAACAAUGAAAUAGAAUGGCUGGAAGGCCAACUCGAAAACGGAUGGCCUGAGCCUCGGUGGCGUCAUGCAUCAUCCAUAAUACCUCCAUGCGGCAUCUUCGUUGGCGGCGGUUGUGGACAACAAAACAAUCUCUUAACUGAUUGUUGGGUGAUGCGGGUCCUUCCGGUUUCAAACAUCGAAACACCAUCCAUCAAAUGGGAACUUUUCGUGUCAUUGCCAUCAGGCCGCCAUUCUGCCACCGCAUCCUACUGGCAAAACUUGAUCGUGAUUUCAGGCGGUUUAGACAAGUCGGAAAUGGCGUCCCGGCCACAGCUGCUUGUUUCAGAUACGGGUAACAGUAGCCAACAGCAAUGGAUAGAACCUGAAUGGCAUGGGCCGUCACCUAUUCCCCGUUACUCACAUCAGGCCCUUGUUACAGCUGAUAAUCGACUGAUACUCGUUGGUGGAAUUUCCACCUGCCACACGAGCUCACCUGGCGUCUGCGUUAUCGAUCUAUUAAAAUGGACGUGUGUCGAAUAUAAGUUACCGAUCCAGGAUAUCAAGCAGCCGGUUAUUCUCGCCAGCUUUAACGCCCAGCUAGACGAAGAGGAGAAAGACGGAACAAAAAUCCUUUGCUGGGGUGGAGGUAGUCCUUGUUUCUCGUUCGGCACACACCUGAAUAACGUUUUUGUGGAAUUAAAAAUUUAAAAAUAAUAAAAGAAAUACAAUACCUUGA
This is a messenger RNA of Daphnia carinata, 2132 nucleotides long. Its product is annotated as tRNA wybutosine-synthesizing protein 4-like. Gene Ontology annotation, biological process: tRNA methylation; wybutosine biosynthetic process. The record is from RefSeq and is a predicted model, not a curated record. NCBI's taxonomy places the organism in Eukaryota, Metazoa, Arthropoda, Branchiopoda, Diplostraca, Daphniidae. The transcript is spliced from 7 exons. The coding region runs from base 179 to 2104 and encodes 641 amino acids. Gene Ontology annotation, molecular function: S-adenosylmethionine-dependent methyltransferase activity; protein binding; tRNA methyltransferase activity.